Oryza brachyantha (malo sina) is the source of this 732-nucleotide messenger RNA. RefSeq names its product putative B3 domain-containing protein Os03g0621600. The transcript is spliced from 3 exons. The record is from RefSeq and is a predicted model, not a curated record. Lineage: Eukaryota; Viridiplantae; Streptophyta; Magnoliopsida; Poales; Poaceae. Gene Ontology annotation, molecular function: DNA binding. Bases 1 to 732 code for a protein of 243 amino acids.
AUGAGGAAGCCCAACACAAGAUCCACCACGCAGAGGAACGAGCAUUACCACUGCAACGGCAUUGAUGGUCAAGAAAAGUAUUUCUUCAAGGUCAUGAUUUAUGAUUUUCGUCAAACAAUGAUCAUACCUGAUAAAUUUGCGCACCACUUCAAAGGUGUGACAGCAAAAAUCGUUAAGCUAGAAUCGCGGAGCGGUUACACCUUCGAUGUUCAAAUUACUAAGAAGCUGAAUAGGUUGGUCCUUGGAUCUGGAUGGGAGUCAUUUGCUAGUGCUCAUGACUUAAAAAUGGGUGACUUCUUGGUAUUCAAAUACAAUGGGAACUUGCUGUUGCAAGUGUUGAUCUUUGAUCCGAGCGGCUGCGAGAAAGCGGCACCAUGUUCUAUGAAAAAUGCCAUUGGUCAUUUUGGACAAAGGUGGGGAGAACCCAUUGAUACUUCAAGUUUUCAGGAUCAUCAACAGAAACCUCCACAAAGUGGAAAUGAGCAUUGGAUGCAAAAGGAUAGAUCAUGUAAGGGGAAUAAGAUUGGCAAUGUUAGAUCAUCAAGCACCCCAUCCAAGUAUUCAGGUUGCAUUCUGCCUCGUGGAAUAUGUCUUCCUGAGUUUCAGGAGAAGAAGAUGAAAGAAAUGAUUCAAGCUAUCCAAUCCAAAACCCCAAUGUACGGGAGUGUCAUGACAAAAUCCAGUGUUUUUGGAAGCCAUUGUGCUCUUGUGAGUAACAGUAUCUCUUCCUGA